Messenger RNA from Solanum tuberosum (potato), 698 nucleotides. RefSeq lists its product as uncharacterized. The record is from RefSeq and is a predicted model, not a curated record. The coding region runs from base 190 to 594 and encodes 134 amino acids. The transcript has 5 exons. Lineage: Eukaryota; Viridiplantae; Streptophyta; Magnoliopsida; Solanales; Solanaceae.
GAGCAGUGUGGUAAGUCUAUUGCUCAAAUCAUAUAUGUUCAUUGGGAAAACCUGUAAUGAUUAAAACGAGUGCUGCUCUGAUAGAUAGAACUUCUAGGAUCAUGAAGUUUCCUCCAAAUUAUGUCCAUUACUCAACCUUGAGUGACACCUCAGAGCUAGUGAAAGUCAAAGAAGUAUAUACUGCUCGUGAUGAAUUCAAGCAAAAUAGAUUUCCUUCAUUGGCACCCUCAUCAGUCAUCUGUCUGCGAAACAGAGAAAUCAACGGUUUCAAAAUUCUCUAGAACCCAUUUUCAUGAGCUUCAAGCCUUCAAUUCUGAUGACACAAAAGACAUCAACAGAGUAGAAGAAUUCAACCCAAGUUUUCAAUUCCUGCUUCACCUGAUGGGAAAGUUUCAUUUUCGAUGCUUCCAAGUUUCAGCAGUCCUGAUUCCUAAAGUUUUCCGGGAUGAAUGUCGAUCGUAUGAUUACAUGGAUUCACAACUAGAUAUCAAUGUCAGGGUUAGAGCUAGAAAAUUUUCUGGAAGGUUGAACUACUUGAAAAAAAUGAAAGCUACAUUAAUGAAUACAGUUGCGAGAUCAAGAGAAACUUUUUAGAUCUGUUGUCAAUAUUCUUAGCAGUGUAACUCAUGUGCACAUUCUACAGCAAAAAGUAAGUAGAAGAACUCAAUUUUUUGCAAUGAAAUGGCACCAUUUUCUCA